Messenger RNA from Penicillium waksmanii, 1518 nucleotides. RefSeq lists its product as uncharacterized. Bases 1 to 1518 code for a protein of 505 amino acids. NCBI's taxonomy places the organism in Eukaryota, Fungi, Ascomycota, Eurotiomycetes, Eurotiales, Aspergillaceae. Gene Ontology annotation, cellular component: plasma membrane. Gene Ontology annotation, biological process: allantoate transport; dipeptide transport; transmembrane transport. Gene Ontology annotation, molecular function: dipeptide transmembrane transporter activity; allantoate transmembrane transporter activity. The transcript is spliced from 4 exons. The record is from RefSeq and is a predicted model, not a curated record.
AUGGAGAAAAAGGAUAUGCCCUCAGAUCAGGAUACACCGGGUCUUGACAUGGUGAAGAUGGGAUCUACCCCUGCCGCUCGUGAUGUCGACUUUGGCCAAGUCCUAGAGACCACAUCCACACCAGCGCUUGAGAGAAAGGUCCUGUGGAAAUUAGAUCUAUACUUGAUUCCGUUAAUGGGAUUCUGUUACAUGCUACAAUAUAUGGAUAAGUUGGCUUUAAGUCAAGCGACAUUAUUUAAUUUGACAGAAGACCUGAACCUCCAAGGUACUGAAUACAACUGGUCCUCCGCUAUCUUCUACUUUGGCUAUUUUGCCUGGAGCUGGCCGAGUAGCUACCUCAUCGUCCGGCUGCCUUUAGGCAAAUAUUUGGGGAUGGCCGUUCUUGUAUGGGGUGGUGUCUUGAUGUGCCACGCUGCAUGCACCAAUGCCGCCGGGCUCAUGGCCGCGCGUUUCUUCCUUGGUGUUGGAGAGGCAUCAAUUGCCCCUGGAUUUGCCUUGAUUACUGGCAUGUUCUACAAGCGAGAAGAGCAACCUGCCCGACAAGCUGCAUGGUUCAUUGGAAAUUCAAUCGCCACAGUAAUCGGAGGUCUCGUCGCUUAUGGUAUUGGAUUGAUCCAUAACAACACAGUCAAUAACUGGCAGCUACUCUUCCUGAUUCUCGGUGCGAUUACUUCCGGGUAUGGAUUCGUCCUCAUUGCUUUCCUGCCUGAUUCGCCUGCCAAAAGCAUUUUCCUCAACAAGACCGAGAAAGCGGUUGCGAUACAGCGUACCCUUAGCAACAAGACUGGCGUUCUGGACACAGGCAAGUUCAGAUGGGGCCAAGUGUGGAUGGCCGUCAAGGACCCUCAAACAUGGCUCCUGGUCUUGUAUACGCUCUGCGUAAACUUCUGCAAUGGGGGCAUAACCAGUUUCUCCUCCAUCAUCAUAAAUGGAUUCGGGUUCUCAAAACUUCAAUCCCUUCUGAUCCAGAUGCCAAUCGGUGCAGCACAGCUAGUCUUUCUCGUUCUUACCUCUGGAUUCGCCACAGUGGUUCGCCAGACCCGUAUUUUCAUGAUGAUUCUCAACACAACUGUUUCGAUGAUCGGCAUGAUUCUCAUCUGGAAAUUGGGGGCAGACAACCAGGCAGGCAAAAUGACAGGACUUUGCUUGGGUGCCGUUUUUGCCGCAAAUAUCCCUUUGUCGCUUAGCCUCAUCAGUUCGAACGUGGCUGGAUUUACCAAAAAGAGCACCGUCAGCGCCUUGAUGUUCGCAGCAUACUGUAUUGGCAAUAUCGUCGGCCCUCAAUUCUUCCUUCCCAAAGAAAAGCCGGUUUACGCGACCGGAAUUAAAGCUGCCAUGUCUGGCCUCAUCUUCGGAAUAUUCUUUCUUAUUUGUUUGUAUGUAUACUACGUAUACGAGAACAAUCGACGAGACAGAGCCUACGGCUCGGCGACAGAGUUGACCGAAAGAGAGGAACUACAGGACGAAUUCUCCAACAAGACAGAUCAUGAGAUAGAAAGUUUCAGAUAUGUACUCUGA